This is a messenger RNA of Protopolystoma xenopodis, 1317 nucleotides long. The record is from the annotation of a GenBank genome assembly. NCBI's taxonomy places the organism in Eukaryota, Metazoa, Platyhelminthes, Monogenea, Polystomatidea, Polystomatidae.
AUGUACGGCCAGAUACUUGAAGGCAAUGGACACAAAAAAAGAAUGUCCUGCUCCUGUGUAACUAGACGUGUCAACCCGCUGCGGACAUUGGCCUUAGCUUGUGCAAAUGCUGGUUGCUGCGAGCAGAUGAGACAACCUGUGCACAAUUGUCGGGAGGACGCAUUAGGUAAGUCGCGCAAUGUGUCCUUCAUACACUCUGACGACGUCUUUGUGUCUGCUCAACAUAUGAACUCGCUUUUGGGACAGCCAAUCAAAAGGUGGUUGGAGAAGAGUCCACCUUUUCCCAGUCUCCAUCUCGUGGUUUCUGUUCUCACAUCGGCCCACAUCUUCGCGAGGCGUGACUGUGCUGGCCGCCAAAUAGGCGGCCGAGGCGAGUGGACGAAUGCUGAUUACAAAUGGCGCCGAUGGAAGGGAGGGGUCGAGAAUGUGAAGAUGAGCCGAGCUGUGAUUGAUUAUGUCUUGCAGCGAUUCAAGGCGUUCUGGUAUCGGUCGUGUGGACGGCAGCGACAGAGCCGAGGGGAGAAGAUCACUAACCGCUCGGCCGCCAUCGGCGACCGGUACAGACGGACCAAACUGUUGCCGAUGACGCCGGUCGAAAGGGGUCCGGCCAGGCCGGGCACUCGGGCCGGUCUACGUCAGCCCGGGCACUUGGCCGCCUCAAGCGGCCGGUCCGGACGGACGGGAUUGCCUCGAGGCGGUGACUGGGCGAGGCGGCACGAGGCACCUGCUCUGCCGCCGCGAGUCCGCAGGCCCAACCGGGCCGUGGGUCUGACGACGGCCCGGCCGGACCGAGGGCAGGGCAGUAGGGCGGCCCAACGCCCCGCAGAGCGGCUGCCCAGGCAACGGGUGGACGCCAGGCCGGCCGGUGAGAAGAAACAUUGUCCAUCCCCGACCCGGUCAGACACGGUCACUUUGGUCUCGUCUCUGUCCGGCCUGCUCGGCUCCAUCUCGAAGAUGGACUCGAGCCAGUCGCAGAGGCUGACCGGCCAAACUGCGUCUCACCGACCGGACGGGAAAAGGGCAGCUGGUCGGGCAGACGAGACGUCCGGUACCAGGAAACGGGUAACUAGGACGGACUCACAUGCAGACACCGAAUCACACGGUAGGGCAGACGAAUUGCGUAUUAGUAAAAAAGAGGUGAUGCGUCCGGACUCAUAUGCAAACAGUAAAGCACACGAUCGGAUAGACGGGUCGUGUGGUAUCAGGGACCAUGUGAUUUGGACGGACUCACAUGCUGACACCGGAUCACACGGCCAGGCAGAUGAGUCUUCCGGUGGCCAAAAACAGGUGAUCCGGAAGGACUUACAGGCAGACACA